CACGGUGAGCUCGGCACCGCCAGCGGGCCGUGCGCCGGGGCCGGGGCGGGUGCAAGGGCUGGGGCGGAGUUUUUGCGCCCGGGCUCCCUCCCGCGGCAGUUAAAACGAGCUGGCGUUGCCGGGGCUCCAGCGCGCCUUCCAGAAUCCCAGUUGGAGUCUUCGCUUCUUUCCUGGAACCUCGGACCUCGCUUCGCUCGAGAUGGACCCCAAUUGCUCCUGCUCCUCAGGUGACUCCUGCACCUGUGCCAGCUCCUGCAAAUGCAAGGAAUGCAAAUGCACCUCCUGCAAGAAGAGCUGCUGCUCUUGCUGCCCUGUGGGCUGUGCCAAGUGUGCCCAGGGCUGCAUCUGCAAAGGGGCGUCGGACAAGUGCAGCUGCUGUGCCUGAUGCAGACGGAGCCUGGCUCCCUGAUGUACA
Messenger RNA from Ochotona princeps (American pika), 415 nucleotides. Its product is annotated as metallothionein-2. The record is from RefSeq and is a predicted model, not a curated record. The transcript has 3 exons. Gene Ontology annotation, molecular function: metal ion binding. The coding region runs from base 200 to 385 and encodes 61 amino acids. NCBI's taxonomy places the organism in Eukaryota, Metazoa, Chordata, Mammalia, Lagomorpha, Ochotonidae.